Papilio polytes (common Mormon) is the source of this 1691-nucleotide messenger RNA. Its product is annotated as UDP-glucuronosyltransferase 3A1-like. Bases 3 to 1571 code for a protein of 522 amino acids. The record is from RefSeq and is a predicted model, not a curated record. The transcript has 8 exons. Lineage: Eukaryota; Metazoa; Arthropoda; Insecta; Lepidoptera; Papilionidae. Gene Ontology annotation, molecular function: UDP-glycosyltransferase activity.
CAAUGCGUCUUGCAAGUUUUAGUACAUUUUUAAUAAUAAAUGAAUUAUGUUCAGCGUACAAAAUACUCCUGGUAUUUCCAGUACCGGGAAGAAGUCAUGCAAUUCUUGGAGAAGGUUACGUAAGACAUCUACUGAAUGAUGGACAUGAGGUGACUUAUAUAACGCCAAUAAUGAUGAAAAUGGAGCAUCCAAGGUUAAGACAAAUUGAUAUAUCAUCUGACUUCAAACUAAUGCCACCAGAUGAAUUGUUCGAUACUAAAAAUAUUUUAAUGAACACAUGGAAUGUUAAGAAUAUAGAAUUUAUGCUAUUUGUGACAACUGAAUUUGUUAACGGUACACUCGGACAUCCGAAUGUUCAACGCUUGAUCAACGACACUAGUGAACAAUUUGAUGCAGUUAUCGUUGAAUGGCUAUAUAGUGAACUUUAUGCUGGAUUCGCUUCGGUAUUCGAAUGUCCUCUUAUAUGGUCAUCUUCCUUGGACCCUCAUUGGCUUGUAUUGGACCUCAUUGAUGAAGUACCCAACCCAGCGUACAACCCUCAGCAUCUCGCUGAUGUAGUUACACCAUUAGACUUCUGGAACAGGGCGCAAGAACUAUGGCACGUGAUACACACAAAAUAUUUUAAAUGGAGACUUAGACAUAGAGAAAAUCGUAUUUAUAACAACGCAUUCGCAUCGUCUGUUGCUUUGAGAGGUAGAGACUUACCACCAUUCAACGAAGUGAGAUAUAAUGGAUCACUCAUGUUGGGAAACUCACAUUUAUCUGCAGGUACUUCUAUAAGUCUACCUCCGAACUAUAUACCAAUUGGAGGAUAUCAUAUUACAGAUAAUAUUGAUCCUUUGCCAUCGAAUUUACAGCAAGUUGCCGACAAUGCUCGAAACGGAUUCAUUUACUUCAGCAUGGGAUCGAUGUUAAAAAGUAGCAGAAUACCUGAUAUAAUAAAGAAAGGUCUAUUGGAUGUAUUUAGCAAAUUAAAGCAAACUGUUAUUUGGAAAUUCGAAGAGGAUUUAUUAGAUCGGCCUAAGAAUGUGCACAUAGUGUCAUGGGCACCACAAUGGAGUAUUUUGGCUCAUCCUAACUGCAAAUUAUUCAUCACGCAUGGAGGUUUGCUUUCCAUACUGGAAACCUUGCAUUUUGGAGUUCCAAUUAUCGGCGUACCCAUGUUCGGAGAUCAACAUAUGAACAUCAAUCGUGUUGUAGAGAAAGGCUUUGGAAUGAGAGUUGAUUUGAACGACGAUGUUGUUGUUAACAUGGAAAUAGCUAUCAAAGAAAUUUUAGACAAUCCAAGAUACACCCAAAAAGUGAAAGAGUAUUCAUUUGUCUACCACGAUCGAGCGACAUCACCCGGAAAGGAAUUGACUCAUUGGGUGUCACAUGUUAUAAGAACAAAAGGCGCUCUUCAUCUACGCUCCCAAGCGAAUAUGCUACCCUGGUACCAGAAGUUGUAUUUAGACUUAGCAAUUGUUAUGUUUUUAAUAUUUUACUUAUCUGUUAAGAUUGUAUUUAAAAUAUUCCGUGGAAUACUACUAAUGUCCAUAAAAUGUGCUGCAUCAAAACAAAAAGUUAAUUAAUUGAAUGGAUGGACAUUUACAUUGUUAACAUACAUUUAUUCCAACGUUAACUUUUCAUUUUUGACUGACUUCCCCAAAGAAGGAGGUACUCAAUUCGUCUUUUCCGAUCCAUUAUGUGAC